GUACACCAAAGUCAGAAGUUUCUAUAACAACGGCUCUGACAGUAGUUCCGGCUGCAAGGCGAAUCACAGGUUUAUAUUAAUGCGCCGUUGUAAUACGUUUCCGUUUCUAUGGUAACAACUUGUAUGGCGGACGCGCCAUAUAAUCAGUUAAUAAUAAUAAACGUGUUGCUGUUUAUCUUAGGGAAAACACUGAUGUUUUCUGUCAGUAGAAGUUUAUUUAAAGUGCCUUGAAACACGCAGCGUUAUUUGACGUGUUGUAAUUUCCACUGAAACAGGAAGUCAGGGUGGGAUACAUCGAAUGGCUCCUCCCCCUUUAAAAACAAAAAAAGCCUAUCGCGUCUAUCUCACCUCAUACACCCGCGCUAAGCUGUACUUGACAGUUAGCAGAGUGGAUUUUUAUACUGUUGGGGGAAGGACUCUAAAGAGUCUAGAGAGCGUUUGAUUGGACAGAAAAUCUGAUGAGAGUCUGAUGUGCGGACUGAUGUCGUCGAAAUUGUUGAUCCGUUUCGGUGGUGUGUUUUGAACGCGUAUAUCUGACAAAAUUUGCAGUUUAGAACUGUUGGAGAAGACUUUAUAGAUAAGACUUUAUAAAUAGUUAAUAGAUAACCGUAAGGCGGACAUAUUCAUGUUAAAAGCCACAAGACGGCAAAUUGCACUUCAUUUUUGGAAGGAGUCUCCAGUGUCAGCACAUCGUCACAAUCGGAGGUUUUUCCGCCAUGGGAAAGUCUUCAGAAUGGGGCACUUUCCAGUUUCUCGGCGACAUGAUACGAUUAUUAACUUUAAGAGCGAGAAAGCGGAUUAGAAAAUGACUGUUUAUAGCUGCUGUAAUGACGGAGCACAUCAUUAAACUACGUUUUUCCUGCGCUGUUGACGUGACGGGAAAGAAAGUAUGCACUAAGCUUUGCCAUCAUAAAGCAGUGGAGCUGAAGGACGACGUGUGUGAGAAGCAGAGCGCGGUCACUAUUAACCCUCGGCACAUGAAGAAAGCUUUCAGGAUCAUGAACGAGUUGCGCAGUCAGAGUGUGUUGUGCGACGUGACCAUUGUAGCAGAGGACGUGGAGAUCGCAGCACACCGCGUGGUUCUGGCAGCUGGGAGCCCAUAUUUCCAUGCCAUGUUUACAGGUGAGAUGAGUGAGAGCAGACAGAAGAAGGUGCGGAUAAAGGAGAUAGACGGCUGGACGCUGGGGAUGCUGAUCGAUUAUGUUUACACUGCUGAAAUACAGGUCACCGAAGAGAACGUACAGGUGCUGCUGCCAGCCGCAGGUCUUCUCCAGCUGCAGGAGGUGAAGAGAGCGUGUUGCGAGUUUCUCUCCACUCAGCUCCACCCCACGAACUGCCUCGGAAUCCGGGCCUUCGCCGACCUGCACACUUGCUCCGACCUCCUCAACCUGGCCAACUCGUACGCAGAGCAGCACUUCUCGGAGGUGAUGCAGUGCGAGGAGUUCCUCAACCUGGGCAUGGAGCAGGUUUGCAGUCUCAUCGCCAGCGACAAACUCACCAUACCUUCUGAAGAAAAGGUGUUCGAGGCGGUUAUCGCGUGGGUCAAGCACGAUAAGGACGUGCGACAGGAGCAUAUGUCUCAUCUGAUGGAGCAUGUACGCCUGCCUCUCCUCUCCAGAGAGUACCUCGUACAGAGGGUGGAGGAGGAAACUCUGGUGAAGAACAGCAGCGCUUGUAAGGACUACCUGAUCGAGGCCAUGAAGUACCACCUGUUGCCGGCCGAGCAGCGCUCCAUGAUGAAGACCGUCCGCACCAGAGUGCGCACGCCAGUCAGCUACCCGAAGGUGAUGGUGGUGGUUGGGGGCCAAGCACCAAAAGCUAUCCGCAGUGUGGAAUGUUAUGACUUUGAAGAGGAGAGAUGGUUCCAAGUGGCAGAGCUGCCAUCCAGACGAUGUCGAGCAGGCGUAGUGUACAUGGGUGGCAUGGUGUACGCCGUCGGAGGCUUUAACGGCUCUCUGCGCGUGAGGACGGUGGACGCGUACGACCCUGUGAAAGACGAGUGGUGCUGUGUGAGCAGUAUGCAGGACCGGAGGUCCACACUCGGUGCCGCCGUUCUCAACGGACUUCUUUAUGCCGUGGGUGGUUUCGACGGCAGCACAGGUCUUGCUACUGUUGAGGCGUACAACUCGAAGACCAACGAAUGGUUCCACAUAGCUCCCAUGAACACCCGGCGCAGCAGCGUGGGGGUGGGCGUGGUCGGAGGUAUACUGUAUGCAGUUGGCGGGUAUGAUGGAGCAACACGUCAGUGUUUGAGCACUGUGGAGGCGUAUAACCCGAACACCAACGAGUGGUCAUACAUAGCAGAGAUGGGCACGCGGCGCAGCGGAGCAGGGGUGGGUGUGCUAAAAGGUCUGCUGUAUGCGGUGGGCGGGCACGACGGCCCGUUAGUCAGGAAGAGCUGUGAGGUGUACGACCCCGUCUCCAGCACCUGGAAGCAAGUGGCCGAUAUGAACAUGUGUCGCCGGAACGCAGGAGUGUGCGCAGUCGGCAGUCUGCUGUAUGUGAUCGGGGGUGACGACGGCUCCUGUAACCUGGCGUCGGUGGAGUUUUAUAAUCCCAGCACGGAUAAAUGGACCAUAUUGCCAAGCUGCAUGAGCACCGGGCGCAGCUACGCAGGUGUGACGAUCAUUGAUAAACCUCUUUGAACAACUGAAGAGUUGAAACUCUGUUGAAGUGUAAGCUGAAAAUAAGCUGAUGUGAUGCUGAGGAGUGGCUCACACUGAAGACGAGGCUGAAGCUUCCUCCUAGAGCUGCUUCCUGAUUCAGAAGGCCUGGACAAACACUGCUCUCUCUGUCUCUCUCUCUCUCUCUGUGUCUCUAUUUUUUUCUUCCUGUCUCUCUAUACAUCUCUCUAUCUAUCUAUCUAUCUCUCUAUCUAUCUGUCUCCCUCGCUCACUUUAUCUCUCUCUCUCACUCUUUCUCUUUAUCUCUCGAUCGUGCUCUCUCUCUCUGUCUCUCUCAGUUGUUCUAUCUCUAUAUUUCUAUACAUUUCUCUCUCUCUCUCUCUCUUCUCUCUCUUUUUCCUUUUAUUUGAGAGUAGUUACAGUAUGACGAAGAUUUUUUUUGCACUUUUACAGCAAAGUACUAACCAAGCGUGAUGGUUCAAACUCUAACGCGACCGAAAGGAUGCCUCUGAAAACACUAGCGUAAACGUUCCAGCGUCUGUCCGCGGAGUUUAGGAGCGAGUCUACUGACCUGAAGGAACCCCUUCGAAAAUCCAUCGUGGACGAAUCCGACUCGGAACGGGACUCGAUUUAAAAAAAAAAACAAAAAACAAAACCAAUGGACCAGCACUUUCUCACUCUGAAUCUCUGAAAGUCACUGGGACUGACGAGAUGAUUUUAUGAAGAAGGAUAACGGACUAACGGACGAUUGCUGUCGUUUGAUUUCAUGGCAGGAAUGAGAGCUGCUAAUCUACGAGCAGAAGCUGCAUGGGGUGAACAUUUAAUAGGAGGACUUGCACUUGCGUUUCUCGAGUUUCUUUUGCCAAACCCAAGUUUUUGAAAAGUCUUAACGCUCAACAUUUCAUUUCUUAUGCACCGUGUCUUUUAACCGUGAUCCAGCUGGGUGUGAAUAUCGGUUCUGGAUGUAUCCGUGAUGCGCUGCUCUGCUGCUGCGUGUGUCUGAGCAUGUAUGUCGUUUCGGACUGCUGCUGGCUGCUCGGCUGUGGAAGUGCUUCUGCAUGGAUCUAGGUUUUCGUGUGUGUGUGUGUGUGUGUGUGUGUGUGUGUGUGUGUGCGUGUGCGUGUGUGCGUGCGUGUACUGUUUUUAAACUACUGCUGUCAUCUGUUCAGUGAAGAAUGGGACACUGCGUCGCUCUGCCAACUGCUGAACACUGACCAAAUGUUCUUUCUUUCCUUUCCUUUUAUCUUCUGUACCUUUUCUAAUCUCAGUUCUGUACUCUCUCUAGUGUUUCUCUUUAACUAUUAUUAAUUAUUGUUCUCAAUAUUAAAACUAGGUGUCGGUCAAGAGGAAUGCAGCGCGCUCAAACCAUUUCAUAACGUGUUUUAUAUCAUGAAUAAUAAACAUGCUUCUUGUAUUUAAA
Molecule: messenger RNA, 4044 nt
Organism: Ictalurus furcatus (blue catfish)
Lineage: Eukaryota; Metazoa; Chordata; Actinopteri; Siluriformes; Ictaluridae
Gene: klhl2
Product: kelch-like family member 2
Exons: 16
Coding region: 828-2645 (605 amino acids)
Molecular function (GO): protein binding
Source: RefSeq, a predicted model, not a curated record